AGAGCUGGUGGCGGCGGCAGGUGGCGCGGGAGACCGUAGCGUGCCAUGGGGCUCCCCGCGCUGCUGGCCAGUGCGCUCUGCACCUUCGUGCUACCACUGCUGCUCUUUUUGGCUGCGAUCAAGCUCUGGGACUUGUACUGCGUGAGCAGCCGCGACAGCAGCUGCUCUCUUCCCUUACCCCCCGGGACUAUGGGCUUCCCAUUCUUUGGGGAAACGUUGCAGAUGGUGCUGCAGCGGAGGAAGUUUCUGCAGAUGAAGCGCAGGAAAUACGGCUUCAUUUACAAGACACAUCUAUUUGGGCGGCCCACGGUUCGUGUGAUGGGCGCGGACAACGUGCGGCGCAUCUUGCUCGGAGAGCAUCGGCUGGUGUCGGUCCACUGGCCCGCGUCUGUGCGCACCAUCUUGGGCUCUGGCUGUCUCUCCAACCUGCACGAUUCCUCGCACAAGCAGCGCAAGAAGGUGAUUAUGCAGGCUUUCAGCCGCGAGGCACUCCAGUGCUACGUGCCAGUGAUCAUUGAAGAAGUGGGCAGUUGCCUGGAACGAUGGCUGAGCUGCGGCGAGCGCGGCCUUCUGGUCUACCCCGAGGUGAAGCGCCUCAUGUUCCGCAUCGCCAUGCGCAUCCUGCUGGGCUGUGAGCCCCCGCGGGCUGGCAGCGGAGAGGCAGAGCAGCAGCUAAUCGAAGCCUUUGAGGAGAUGACCCGCAAUCUCUUCUCGCUACCCAUCGACGUGCCUUUCAGCGGGUUGUACCGGGGCAUGAAGGCGCGGAACCUCAUUCAUGCGCGCAUCGAGGAGAACAUUAGAGCCAAGAUCUGCCGGCUGCGGGCUGGGGAAGCAGACAGGAGCWGUAAAGACGCGCUGCAGCUGUUGAUUGAGCACUCCUGGGAAAGGGGAGAGCGGCUGGACAUGCAGGCACUAAAGCAAUCUUCAACUGAACUACUCUUUGGAGGACAUGAAACCACGGCCAGUGCGGCUACAUCUCUGAUCACUUACCUGGGACUGUAUCCUCAUGUUCUCCAGAAAGUUAGAGAGGAGCUGAAGAGUAAGGGCUUACUUUGCAAGAGCAAUCAAGACAACAAGUUGGACAUGGAAAUUCUGGAACAACUUAAGUAUAUAGGGUGUGUUAUUAAGGAGACCCUUCGACUGAAUCCCCCAGUUCCAGGAGGAUUUCGAGUUGCUCUGAAGACUUUUGAAUUAAAUGGAUACCAGAUUCCCAAGGGCUGGAAUGUUAUCUACAGUAUCUGUGAUACUCAUGAUGUGGCUGAUAUCUUCACUAACAAGGAGGAAUUUAAUCCUGACCGCUUUAUGCCGCCUCACCCAGAGGAUGCAUCUAGGUUCAGCUUCAUUCCAUUUGGAGGAGGCCUUAGGAGCUGUGUAGGCAAAGAAUUUGCAAAAAUUCUUCUCAAAAUAUUUACAGUGGAGCUGGCCAGGCAUUGUGACUGGCGGCUUCUAAAUGGACCUCCUACAAUGAAAACCAGUCCCACUGUAUAUCCUGUGGAUAAUCUCCCUGCAAGAUUCACUCAUUUCCAGGGAGAAGUCUGAUGGGCAUGAAUGCUCAAAAUUUGGACUUAUUUGAAGUGUACAUAUGAGUUUUUAUAUACUGUUAUGUUGACUUAUUAUAUUUAAUUUCUAAAUGAUAUUAUAAUAUUUAUAUGUCUCUACUAUAGCACCAUGGUCUUUAAAUAUUAAAAUAAUGAAUUUGUAUAACUUCCAAAUGAAAUAAAAUUUGAA
This is a messenger RNA of Urocitellus parryii (Arctic ground squirrel), 1728 nucleotides long. It is a transcript of the gene Cyp26a1, whose product is annotated as cytochrome P450 family 26 subfamily A member 1. The record is from RefSeq and is a predicted model, not a curated record. Gene Ontology annotation, biological process: sterol metabolic process. Gene Ontology annotation, molecular function: iron ion binding; heme binding; monooxygenase activity. Lineage: Eukaryota; Metazoa; Chordata; Mammalia; Rodentia; Sciuridae.